Messenger RNA from Paramuricea clavata, 2462 nucleotides. NCBI's taxonomy places the organism in Eukaryota, Metazoa, Cnidaria, Anthozoa, Malacalcyonacea, Plexauridae. The record is from the annotation of a GenBank genome assembly.
UGCUGUCAUGUUGAUCGGCGCCUUGCUUUUCUGGGCUACUGAGGGGAAACGCAAGAUUUCUGAACCAACGGAAGUAGAUUUCCAAACGAUGUACAACAUGUCGAAACAAGAUUAUAAUUUACUUUUGGAAAGCGUGCGCAAUGAUACAUCCAGUCCCACCAUUGACAGACUACCGUGGACAUUUGGAAAUUCGUUUUAUUUUGUUCUCGUCUUGAUUACGACUAUAGGUAAGCGUCCUUGCGUUGUUUGCAGACCUGGAAAUCUGUUUGAGGUUCCCCACAUUCUGAAAAUCUCGUUUUGAAAUGUUCUUUCCAAACUUUCCAAAAUUCGUGUGUGCGAUAUGUAUUUGUUUAUACAAACAUGAAUAUGUUUAAACAUGAAUGCUCUUUGAAGAAUAUUACCUACACUGGACCACCACGUUUGAGAUAUAUUUUUCAGGUAGUUCAGACACAAACCACGAGGGCUUAUUGAAGAAUACUACCUACACUGGACCUCUACGUUUGAGAUAUCUUUUUCAGGUAGUUCAGACAAACCACGAGAGCUUAUUGAAGAAUAUUACCUACACUGGACCACCACGUUUGAGAUAUCUUUUUCAUGUAGUUCAGACACAAACCACAAGAGCUUAUCGAAGAAUAUUACCUACACUGCUGGACCACCAUGUUUGAGAUAUCAUUCAGUUCUCCUUACCUCUUAAUUCUCUUUUCUCAACAGGCUAUGGCCAUCUGAGCCCCGUAACCUGGCAAGGUCAAGUGUUUUGCAUCUUCUUCAGUCUAAUAGGGAUUCCUAUCACUGCAAUGAUGUUGAAGUCAGUGGGAGAAUUCAUUGCAAAGGCCACAACCGCAAUCCUGCGUGCUUUUGAAAGAAGAGUGUUAAAAAGAGAGCCUGAGAAUUUGGUGCGAAAAUGUUUCAUAGCAACUUUUGUUCUGAUGAUUUUCAUGCUGCUCGGAGGGGCGGUCGUUACGAAAGCUUCUGAAGGUAUUUUAUUGUUUUGUAUUGUUUCAUUUUAUAUUUUUAUUCUCCAUUUAUCAUAAUGGCCCAUUGUCUUAGCCAUAGGUCUUAGCCUUUCAUUCUGUUGAAAAUUCCAAUGUUCUCCAUGCAAUUCCGGCAACUCAUUGAGGUCGAUUUGUACUAACAAACACUGGAGACGGAUGAUAGAACAUCUGGUAAUUUGUCUGUGUUUUAAAUUGUCAGGGAAACCCAAUGAUUUGGCUUUAUCCGUAGUUAGCAGAUUUUCGCAACAAAAUCAGUCAGGCAUGAUUUGUCCCCGGAACUAUUGCCAGUAUAGUCACGCUGUUCUUGCUAGUUCGUCUGGAUAGUUUAUCAUGACGGAUGAUCUGUCAAUGUGUAGAAAUAUGACAUUAGAUGAACUAUUAGGAAAAUAUUAGACAUGAUUUGUUCCCAAAACCCAACCUCUGCCCAAAACCAUUGACGGUAUAGAUCACGUUAUUCUAGAUAGUUUAUCUUGAUAGUUUGUCAGAUGGAUAAUACGCUAAUAUACGCAUUCUCUACAGAGCGUUUGCACUCAUUUCUGAGGAACUAACUCAACAAAAGCCAUGGCGGCCAUGUUGAUUGUAGUAUUAUAAUAAUGCGGUUAUACUCCUGUAGUCACCCGAUGCAGUAUCUUGUAUGGAAUUAUACAAUUAUGCAGUAUCUUAAAUUGUGCAGUAUCAUGUAUGGAAUUACAGUAUACUCGCCUUCGGCUCGUGAUUUCGCGCGCUUUUCUUAACUCCAGCAACAUUCCCAAGUGUUUGGAUGAGGGCAUCCAAACACGGAAACCAUAAAGUAAUUGUUUUAUAAAAUAACAACUUUCCGUGUUAAAAUUUAAAUUAAAAAAACUUUCACUUUAAAUUUCCGUGUUUGGAUGGUCUGAUCCAAACACGGGUUUCGACCAAUCAGAGCACGCGUUAUAUUUUAUACAUCAAUGCACAUAAAAAGUACCUUAGUAAGCAGUUUGUAGAUUUCGUUCCAGAAAUCCGUUUACGUCAUCAUACAUUCGUGUCACUGACUCACUGCGCUAUCAAAGUAAUCUGAUUCUGUUGUAUGUAAUUAUAUUAAAAUUCGGCCAAUUGUUCCAACCAUUUCCUAUAAUUAAAAACAUUUAUAUUUAGGUUGGUCGAUAAUGGAAGGGAUCUACUUCACGUUCGUUACCAUGUCAACGAUAGGUUUUGGUGACUAUGUGGUGAAUGAUGGUGCCUACGUGCAUAAGAACAUGACCAGGACUGUGAUCACGCAGCUCAAUCUCGUGUUUUUUAUACUUGGCUUGGGUGUAGUGUCUAGCGUAUUGUGUUCCAUCAGUCAGUUACUGGAAUCAGGGGGGUUGGGUUGCCGUAAGAGACGGGAAGAAAUUGAUCAGAAUGAAAAGACUGAAGUCACAGACAUCGAGACUUGACUGGAAUUGUGGUUACUCAUGUGAACCAGUGAAACUAGUGUACUCCAUCGGGCAGUUGCCGGAAUCAGGGGGG